UCAAGUGGUCGCUCGUCAACGGACGCACAGAAAUGGGACAUCCCUCAUCUGCUCCUCCUGCUUCUCAGGAACCUCCAGCAGCCUCUUCUUCCGAUCGUCCCACCAAGCCGGAAUCCGAUGAGAGAUCUCCGCCGUUCACGCCUAUCGUUAUGCGUUUCCUAGAAAGCGUCGGGCUUUCCAAAAAUCCCAUAGCGGAAAACUAUAGUUCAGAAAACUUCUAUUCCGAUCUCUUAUGCAACCACCUCAAGGUGCACACCGUACGACGUGGCCACGUCACCUGCUUCACCACCGUCAAGUCCACCAUCGCCAACUUAUAUGGUAUGAUGCACGGAUCGGCAGUUGCAGCAAUAGCAGAAAGAGUGGCGAUUGCGACGGCCAGAACAGUGGUGGGUGAGGAUAAGGAGAUGUUUCUUGGUGAAUUGGCUACGUCUUAUCUCUCUUCUGCUCCCAUAGAUGCAGAGUUGAUUGUUGAAGGAUCUGUGGUUAGAAGUGGAAGAAAUUUAACUGCAAUUUUGGUUGAGUUCAAAUGAGGAAGACUGGGGAACUGAUCUAUAGUAGCCGUGCUACCUUCUAUAAUUCACCCAUUGCCAAGCUAUGAAGUUUCCAAAUCGAACAUAUUUGUCAUUUGUGGCUCUGCUGGUAAUGUAACCCCUGUAACACUUCUAUUUCUUUGUGUUUGUAUUGCUAAAUAAAUAUGCUUGUGCUGCAAUCAUGUAUCAAUAAUGAAGAAAAAUGCUGUUUCUUUGUAAUUCUUGUUAAAAAUGAUGAAGGAUGCUGAUAGGAAAUACAUUGGAUCCUAGGAUUCUGUAAGUUAGUUUCUGUACUUUAUAAUAUUUCUAGUUAUUUACAUAUAGUUGCUAGCUUUGACCA
This is a messenger RNA of Hibiscus syriacus, 870 nucleotides long. RefSeq lists its product as uncharacterized. The transcript is spliced from 3 exons. NCBI's taxonomy places the organism in Eukaryota, Viridiplantae, Streptophyta, Magnoliopsida, Malvales, Malvaceae. The coding region runs from base 33 to 530 and encodes 165 amino acids. Gene Ontology annotation, molecular function: fatty acyl-CoA hydrolase activity. The record is from RefSeq and is a predicted model, not a curated record.